Giardia duodenalis is the source of this 582-nucleotide messenger RNA. RefSeq lists its product as uncharacterized. Bases 1 to 582 code for a protein of 193 amino acids. Lineage: Eukaryota; Fornicata; Diplomonadida; Hexamitidae. The transcript has a single exon. The record is from RefSeq and is a predicted model, not a curated record.
AUGUCGGCAUUAGAGCUAUAUUUGGUUGGCGAUUACAACGGUGCGAUCGAGAAGUCUAAACAGGCUGCAAAAGAUCCUGGGUCUCUUGCUCAUCUCGCUGGAUUUCUGGCCCAUAUGGCACAGGGGAAAACGGCCCCAAUCCCCACAGGUGGCUAUGCAUCGGCUCUUGAGAGUAUGGCUAAAGGCAUCAAGGUACAGAAAGGAAGCGAUUAUCCUGAGUGUGUUUCUGUAGUCCGCGCUCUAAUGGACCUAAUGAAGAAUGAUCCUGACAGCGCAUACACAGAAGUUACUGCUCUUAUUAACCGGUCAGUGAACGACGAAGCCAGGAGAAAGAUAGAGAGUGUGGGAUUCCUACAUUAUAUUCGUAUCCUUGCGCUUUUGCAGAUGAAUCAGUUGCCUUUAGUCAAACGGGAAAUGGGGCUUCUUCAGGCCGCCGAGAGUGGUUCACCCCUAUAUUCUGUAGCAGAUUGCUUGGUUUAUGGGACUCAUCGAUCAUUUAACUCUCUGAAGGCUAGGUUUGGAGUUACUGAGCAGAUACAGUAUCUGGCAGAGCUACAUGGAUACAACCUUAUUGGCAAGUAG